Molecule: messenger RNA, 792 nt
Organism: Schistosoma spindalis
Lineage: Eukaryota; Metazoa; Platyhelminthes; Trematoda; Strigeidida; Schistosomatidae
Source: the annotation of a GenBank genome assembly
AUGGUUUUGUUUAUGUUCGCUUACACGUCUAUUUUGUUUGCCACCAUUCCCAUACUGUACCGAAUUCCAAAAGUACAGUACUAUGUCAAAUUUUCUGUUCUCUGUUUAUUGAUCCUUAUUGGGUCAUUUAUUUAUUCUAUUCGAAUGGCUUUCAAAGGCCGAGGAUAUGAAAAUGCUUGGAUGUUUGUAAGAUAUCUAGCAUUUUCUGGAAGGAUGGUUGGCUUGAAUCCUGUUGUCGAGGACGACCAUCUUCUGUCUGUGGAACCAUGUAUUUACGUCUUGAAUCAUCAAAGUUGCAUCGAUGUAACAAGUGUGGGAGACAUAUGGCCAAAACGCUGCACAGUAGUUUCCAAGGCUUCACUCAAACUCAUGGGCUUUUUGGGAAUAAUUAUGUGGCUGAGCAAGACUAUUUCCAUUGAUCGAUCCCAUCAUACUGAUGCCAUUUCUGCCAUGGAGAAAGCUGCUAUAGCGGCCAAACGAGAUAAGGUCUCGGUUUUCAUUUUUCCUGAGGGAACAAGAUCCGAUGCCGAUUAUCUUUUGCCCUUUAAAAAGGGCGCAUUUCACAUGGCCAUCGAGUGUCAAUUUCCGAUUCAACCUAUUGUUAUUGAACCGUAUGCAAAGUUCCUCGACCACAAGAAGAAACUUUUUAAAAGUGCCACUUACAAAGUGAAGGUCCUACCGAAAAUUGACACUAAGGGGAUGAAUAAAUCACAAGUUGAUCAACUUCUCAAUGAAACUCGUGAAAGAAUGGUUGCUGCAUUUGAAAUGAUGAAAGGAACAAUUUCAAACUGA